CUCCCUCCCGCCUGCCCGCAUGCGCAGUCCUGAUACCCGGCAUUCGACCGCCACUUAUAAAAUAUGUAACAAGGGACCCGGAAACCUACUUCCUCUCUGUAAAUGGAAAGGCCGGUAACGUAGCGCGAGCUGAGGGCAGCGUUCGGCACGCGCCUCGCCACCGCCACGCGGUUCCUGUCCAACGUUCUUCCCCGCCUCCCCCCUCCCGCAUGCGCAAUGAGGGACUCUCCGCGCCGCCGCCUCAGCUCAGCGUUAUGCUGCUGCUGUUUUGGGGGUUUCUACGGACUUGCCGGCUCUUGGCGAUGUCGAUGCUGUUGCUGCUGCCUCAGGAACUGGUGGGGGACCGAAAAAGGUGUAAAAUUGAGAAGUUACCAGUGUUUUCCUUUUCUGAGAUCAUCCAUGAAAUACCUGGUUAUGCUGAAUAUGGAUGCAAAAAAGGUUUUGCCAGAUUCCCUUCAAAACCAAAUAUGAUUCAUUGCAUUGAUGGAAACUGGACACCAUUGGAAGACCCCUGUGGUGAAGUCUGCCCCUUUCCACCAAAGCAAACUAGAGCUAAACUAAAAGAUGAGUUUGGAACAUCAGUAUUGUUUCCUGUUGGGAUGGUAGUACACUAUGUAUGUAAGGCAGGAUUUGAACAAGUUCCUGGCAUCUUGAAUACUAUUACCUGUGGUAGAAAUCUGAAGUGGUCACCGCUUGCAAAGUUCUGUAAAGGAAAAACGUGCGAGAUUCCAACACCAAUAAAUGAUGGAAGUAUUUUCUCAUUUAAUUCAGAAUACACCACUGGAGCAAGAAUUCUUUAUAUGUGUGUUCAAGGAUACACAAUGAUUGGGAAACGUACGAACAGAUGUCAGGAUUAUGGAAGUGAUGUUCGCUGGAGUAAUCCACCUCCACGUUGUGUGCGAGCUGUAUGUAUAAACCCUCCAGACAUUCCUGGUGGAUCCCACAAUGGAACUGGACCUCCUUAUCCUUAUGGAAUAGUGAUCAAAUACAACUGCACGGAGACUCUCUCACUCAUUGGAGAACCUAUUAUAUACUGUGAUGUUGAUAAGACUAAUAGACCACUGUGGAGCAGUAAACCCCCAAAAUGCCAAGUGAUUAUAUGUGCAGAUCCAGUAGUUCAAGAUGGAGUAAAGAAGAUAAGUGAGUUUAAAGAUUACUAUACCUUUGGCAGCAAUAUUACAUUUGAAUGUGAAAUUGGAUACUUCAUGAUCGGAAGUUAUAUCAUUCGAUGUGUGGCGAACAAUACUUGGAUCCCUAAAGCGCCAUCCUGCAAAAAGAUUUCUCAAGAUAUUUGUGGUGCUCCAGGAAUUCUAAAAGGAAGUGUACAUCCACCACAACCUCAUUAUAAACUUGGAAGUAUCAUUUCUGUGCAGUGUGAUAAAAAGUAUUCUUUUCCUGAUGAAACCAUGGAGAUGAAAGCAGAAUGCAAAGGCUACAAUCAGUGGGAUCCUCCUAUACAACUUUGUUUCUGUAUGUAUAAAUUCAGCUCUGUGGUAUUGACGUCUGUUGAUAAAGAAGAUAAAAACUUUAAAGCCCUACUAGGUUAGACAAGUCCACUUACUUUAAACGGUCAGACGGCAUUGCGGCCUGGCCACGGGCCUGGUCAGUGAUCCAGCAGUCAGCUGGGGAGGACUGUGGGCCUGCUUGCAGAUUGGCCUUUGGCUGGCAGGCCUGGACCCGGGGAGUCCAGCUCCAUUUCCAGCUCUACAAUACUGCUUUUUUUGCAUUGCAGUAAACACAGCUAUACACAAUAUUCAAAGUGUUGCUGCACCAUAGAUUUAUAUAAAGGCAUGCAAUAAGCAGUUUCAUUUUUCAUCCUUUUUCUAAUCCUCAUCAUAGAGUUUGCCUUUUCACAGCAACUGUAGGUUAGAUGGCACUCUGCUUCUAAUACCAUGCUCAAGACAGAUACUAUUUCCCAAUUGUCUAAAUCAGAGAUAGGCAACCUGAACCCAAACCUUGUCUGAACACCUCCUGAAGCUAUUCAGUUCUUACACCCCGCCAUUCUUUCUUUUUACCUGGGCUUUAAAUCCCUUCCCCUUAAUACAGUAUGUAGUUUCAGAACAACUAGAAGGAGUAUAUUUUAUUUGAUGAAGAAUAAAAUCAUUUUCCUGUUUAUAUUGC
This is a messenger RNA of Zootoca vivipara (common lizard), 2121 nucleotides long. Lineage: Eukaryota; Metazoa; Chordata; Lepidosauria; Squamata; Lacertidae. The record is from RefSeq and is a predicted model, not a curated record.